AUGGGAGCUUAUCCCUCGAAUGCCGCAAAUACCGACGACGAACCGGCUAUGUCAGACUUCUGGAUGGCUGUAAACCACAUGGGGGGUUGGAUUGGUUCAAACAGAAAUGAGGUGCUCGAGUUUGAGCCUCAGGAGAGUGAGAUGGUUGAACAUGGUGGUCGCUUGCUACCGGGAAAUCUGGAAGGGUUGCUGGCGAAGUGGACAACCCUUGAGAAAAACUAA
This is a messenger RNA of Penicillium robsamsonii, 222 nucleotides long. RefSeq lists its product as uncharacterized. The record is from RefSeq and is a predicted model, not a curated record. The transcript has 2 exons. Bases 1 to 222 code for a protein of 73 amino acids. NCBI's taxonomy places the organism in Eukaryota, Fungi, Ascomycota, Eurotiomycetes, Eurotiales, Aspergillaceae.